AGUUCUCUUCUUCUCUUUUUAUGCUUCUUCUUUUCAGUCGGUUCAAUUUUCACUGCUCACCACCACCAUUACCAAAACCCUAAGCGUAAAUUAGCUACCUGUCAGUAGUCUCCUUACACUGAUUCAUUACAUAUAUAAACCAUCACAUCUCAGCACAAGUUAGCAUAGUUACUGUAUCUCCAUCAUUUCUCGAUUUUUCUACCAAUUUCAGCAUGUUAAGCUAAGAAAAAGAAGAAAAGGUUUCUUUUGUGGUAUAAUAAUUUGGCACAUGUGGGGUCUUCCAAAUAUUCGUGAAGCUUCCUCUAUGUACAAGAGGAUGCCUUCAAGAGAAAGAGAGCAUGCCAUUGUAGCUGAUAAUGCAGGAAAUUUAGACAUGGAAUAUUUGGAGAAUGGUAAGGUGCAAGAAACUACAAAUCCUUCUUGGAGACUUUCUUUGCCACAUGUACUUGUUGCCACCAUUUCUUCCUUCUUAUUUGGAUACCAUCUUGGAGUUGUUAAUGAAACACUAGAGAGCAUUUCGUUGGAUCUUGGGUUUGGAGGGAACACCCUAGCAGAAGGUCUAGUUGUGAGUAUUUGCUUGGGAGGUGCCUUUCUUGGAUCUCUUUUCAGCGGUUCCAUUGCAGAUGGGGUUGGGCGACGCAGGGCUUUCCAGUUGAGUGCUUUCCCCAUGAUUGUUGGAGCUUCUUUGAGUGCCACGACAAAAAGCCUGGAAGGUAUGCUUCUAGGAAGAUUUUUAGUUGGAACUGGAAUGGGUCUGGGUCCACCUGUAGCAUCUCUAUAUGUGACAGAGAUUUCACCUUCAUUUGUGAGGGGUACCUAUGGAAGCUUUAUUCAGAUUGCAACCUGUCUUGGAUUAAUGGCAUCCCUUCUUAUUGGAAUCCCAGCUAAGGAAACUGUGGGUUGGUGGCGGGUGUGUUUUUGGUUGUCUCUCAUCCCUUCAUCAAUGCUUGCCCUUGCUAUGGAGUUCUGUGCAGAAAGCCCCUAUUGGCUUUUCAAGAAAGGAAGACCUGUUGAAGCUGAAGCUGAAUUUGAGAAGCUCUUGGGAGAAUUCCAUACAAAAUCUGCAAUAGCAGAGGUAUCAAAGUCUGACAGAGGGGACGACAUGGAAACGGUCCAUUUAACAGAAUUACUAUAUGGUCGCCAUUUUAAAGUUGUUUUUAUUGGGUCAAUCCUCUUUGCUUUACAACAGCUGUCUGGUAUAAAUGCUGUAUUCUACUUCUCUUCAACUGUCUUUAGAGGCGCUGGAGUGCCUUCGAACCUGGCAAACAUCUGCAUUGGGAUAGCAAAUUUAUCAGGGUCAAUUGUUGCCAUGCUGUUGAUGGACAAACUCGGAAGGAAAGUGCUUCUUUUGGGAAGUUUCUUCGGAAUGGCAUUUGCAAUGGCACUCCAAGUUACAGCUGCAAGUUCCUAUAUUCCAUCAUCUGGAGAGCUGUAUCUGUCUGUUGGUGGGAUGUUAUUGUUUGUCUUUACAUUUGCAUCGGGGGCUGGUCCAGUUCCAGGUCUUCUCCUACCUGAAAUAUUUCCAGGCCGAAUCAGGGCAAAAGCAAUGGCUGUCUGUAUGUCGGUACAUUGGGUGGUAAACUUUUUUGUGGGAUUGCUGUUCUUGCGUUUAUUGGAACAACUUGGACCACAGAUCCUGUACUCGGUUUUCACUAUAUCUUGCCUGACUGCAGUAGUUUUUGUGAAGAAGAACGUGGUGGAAACUAAAGGAAAAUCACUUCAAGAGAUUGAGAUAGCACUUCUUCCUCUGGACUAAAGGUAUUUCUUGUUGCCGGCCUCAGUUUCUGUGGCAUAAUUGUAUCUAUUCUUCAAGAUCAUCCGGGCCGAGUCAGAUCCAACCAACCAGGGUAUAGCCCUUUGUGAAGGUUGUUGGACUGAGUAUUUUUAUUCCCAUUGACCAAGUGUUCUUUCACCGUCGAAAAGAGUGGGAGACUAAGUUUACAGACUGCAGUCCAUAAAUAGAAGACUAGGCCAUUUUUCAUUUCUUGCUUCGUUCCAAAUUCCACUCUCUACUAGCUUCCAGAAUUCUAAAAUUUUCAGUGGGUUUGAGGUUUCAUCUUCUUCUCAUGUAAUUAGACUAGCCACUAACAAUAUGGUAUUGCAAGCAUAAACAAGUUCAUAAUUAGUCCGAGUCUGAAGAUAAUGAAUGCAGAUAUGUCCUUUACCAA
Molecule: messenger RNA, 2168 nt
Organism: Papaver somniferum (opium poppy)
Lineage: Eukaryota; Viridiplantae; Streptophyta; Magnoliopsida; Ranunculales; Papaveraceae
Product: probable plastidic glucose transporter 2
Exons: 14
Coding region: 269-1756 (495 amino acids)
Biological process (GO): monosaccharide transmembrane transport
Cellular component (GO): membrane
Molecular function (GO): hexose transmembrane transporter activity
Source: RefSeq, a predicted model, not a curated record